Molecule: messenger RNA, 1325 nt
Organism: Archocentrus centrarchus (flier cichlid)
Lineage: Eukaryota; Metazoa; Chordata; Actinopteri; Cichliformes; Cichlidae
Product: tumor necrosis factor receptor superfamily member 6B-like
Exons: 5
Coding region: 2-892 (296 amino acids)
Molecular function (GO): protein binding
Source: RefSeq, a predicted model, not a curated record
CAUGAACAUGGUUUUCCUGUCAGUGCUGUUCCUGCUCUGCUGCCUACUCUGCGGUUCCUCGGCGGCGGACUCUGUUCCCACCUAUGAGCACCAAGACCCGUCAACCAAAGAAACCCUAACCUGUGACAAGUGCCCACCGGGCACUCACAUGUCUGCCCACUGCACUGCCACCGCGCCUACCCAGUGCCUACCGUGCAAAAGUGGCCACUUCACUGAGCUGUGGAACUACCUGCCUAGGUGUCUGUACUGCAGCAACUUUUGCAUAGGCAACUUGGAGGUGGAAACAGAGUGCUCCCCGACCACCAACAGGGUGUGUCGGUGCAAAGAUGGCUUUUACUGGGAUGAAGACUUCUGCGUCAGGCACGCAGAGUGCGGGCCCGGACACGGUGUUCGGGUCAAAGGUACACAGCAGACGAACACCGUUUGUGAAAAGUGCCCAGAGGGCUACUUUUCCAGCUCAUCUUCUGCGGUGGAUGUGUGCGUAAAACAUCAGGAAUGCGUCAGCGGAGAGAGCGUACUCCUCCCUGGCUCAGAGUUUUCCGACACGGUGUGUGGCACCUGUGAGAGUCUUGCAAAUGAAGAUGAGACUCUCAGGAGAUUCCUCGCAGGAUUCUUCCAUAUGCACAGGAUGCGUGUUGGAAAAAUGAGGAAGUUUGUUUCCAGACACAUCAGCGUGUCAGAGGAAAACGGGAGGUGCAAUCUCCCCAAACAGAGAGGACCUCUCCUGGAUCACAUCACAGACUGGCUGGCCCAGGCUCCAGAGGAACAACUGAGAAACCUGCCACAGAUGCUUAAGGAUUCAGAUCUCAAAUCCAUGGUAGAAAAACUAAAGAAAAGAGUCAAUGAGAUUCAGCAGCAGAACCCAAACUGCAUUUUGACAUAUUUAAAGUAAACAAUGCUCUCCAGAGAGCAGUCCGUUACACAUUUCUUUAAAAGGUAUCCUUAAAAACAAAGCUGUGUCAAAGCAGAACAUUUUACAUUAUUUCCCAUUUUAUUAGUCUACAUGCAAUUCUUUAAAGGUUGCUAAAUGUCAGUACAAAUUAUAUUAUUUGUUAUACACGGCAUGUAUACUAGAGGCUGUGACAUAUGAUCCCAUUAUAGUUGAGCUUUGUGAACUAUUCCUCUAAACAAAGGUGAACAAGAUGUUAAAUAUAUAUUUCCUAUUGUCAUUACUACAGCUGUUUUUGUAUAUAUUGGGCUUAUGCUGGUAUUGCUGCAGGACGGAAAAUAGAAAACUUAGAAAUAGCUCAAGACAAACUGAAAUAUGAAUUUUAUAUUGUAAUGUUAUUUAACGUAUCCUAAUAAAAAUACAAGGAUUUUUGUAA